This is a messenger RNA of Rhagoletis zephyria (snowberry fruit fly), 2315 nucleotides long. It is a transcript of the gene MTPAP, whose product is annotated as mitochondrial poly(A) polymerase. Gene Ontology annotation, molecular function: poly(A) RNA polymerase activity. Gene Ontology annotation, biological process: RNA 3'-end processing. NCBI's taxonomy places the organism in Eukaryota, Metazoa, Arthropoda, Insecta, Diptera, Tephritidae. The record is from RefSeq and is a predicted model, not a curated record.
ACAACAGCUGAUAGAUUCAACCUAACCUCAACUUUCUCUUUCGGCCGCUAAACAAUUGUCCUUUUUGGAUGCAAGCAUUAAGCAGACCAUUAGCAGGCGCUAUAAUGCAAAGCUUGAUGAGAAACAACGCAAAGCAGUUUAUAUUUUGGAGCAAACAUUUGAACAGAACAUGUAGCUCCAAAACAAUUGCAACCGAAGGCCCAGAAAAGCUCCCCUACAAUGAUCUAAUGCAACAACGCCAGCAGCAAGCUACCCGCAGUAUAGUGGUGCAAGUGCAAUCAGAAAAGUCAUUCCCCGAAUUGUAUAACUAUUGCGCCAGUUUUGGGCAAAUACUCAGCGCUCAUCAUUACCGCAUACAACAUGAGGACGAUCAGCAUUAUAUAUUGCUGGAGUUUGCCAGCACGCAAGAGGCCUCCACUGCAAUUUCUGCCUCAGCGUACAAUGAUGAGCUUUCCGGUGUGACAGCGCAUUCACCCUUUCUUUGGUUCAGAGCGGCGAGCAGCAAGCGUGAGCUAAAAGCAGCAGCCAAAUCAACAACAGCCGCGUUGGUUGUAAUUGGUGGCACUGAAAUGCUUGAUAAUAAUGCUUUGAACGAACUUUUAUCGGAAUCGCAAAAUUUAGAUCAACAAAUUUUGCUUUUGCACCAGCGCACGCAACUCAACGAUUUGGGCGUGCGUUUACGUUUCCUCGCAGCACUGCAAGUACAACAGGCUGUGUCCGGCAUGUUUCCCUUUGCAAAUGCGCAACCUUUUGGUUCAUCAGUAAAUGGCUUUGGCAGAAUGGGCUGUGAUUUAGAUUUAAUAUUGCGCUUUGAUCGCGAAGUUAUUGGUACAGCUGCCAUGCAGCGGCGAAAUAACGACGCGCGUUUAGUUUUUCAUACAAAGGAAAAUCUAACUAAUGGACGUACGCAAACACAGCGACAAAUGGAAAGUGUUGGAGAUAUGUUACAUCUCUUCUUGCCCGGUGUAUGUCACGUGCGACGCAUACUGCAGGCGCGUGUGCCAAUUAUUAAAUAUCAUCAUGAGCACUUAAAUUUGGAAGUAGAUCUUUCCAUGAGCAAUCUCACCGGCUUCUACAUGUCAGAAUUGCUCUACAUGUUUGGCGAGUUCGAUGAACGCGUACGCCCACUGACGUUCUGUAUUCGGCGUUGGGCACAGGCUUGUGGCCUAACAAAUCCCUCGCCCGGGCGCUGGAUAACCAACUUUUCGCUCACCUGCCUUGUGAUAUUCUUCCUACAACAAAUGAAACAGCCGAUACUUCCAACGAUCAACGCGCUAAUGAAAUCCGCCACACCAGAAGAUAUACGUCUCACCGAAGACGGCAUAAAUUGCAGCUUCGCACGAGAUUUGGAGCGCAUUGCCUUUCGUAGUAGCAACACAACCAACGCGAGUGAAUUGUUGCUGCAAUUUUUCGAAUUCUAUUCGCAAUUUGAUUUUCAUAAUCGCGCGAUAUCAUUGAAUGAGGGACGAGCCAUUGCGAAGCCUGAUCACUCGGCGCUUUAUAUUGUAAACCCGCUAGAACAGGUGUUGAAUGUCAGCAAAAAUAUUAGUCACGAAGAGUGCGAGCGACUGCGCAUUGAGGUGCGUAAUGCUGCUUGGGUGCUCGAAUCGGAAGUGGAGCAACCCUCAGUACCGGACAGUGAAAGGGCUGAAGCGUCAUGGGGAAUUCUGCGUCUGUUCAAAGCAAAUGGAAAAUCUAUUAUACGGCCGAAUAUGUUUUUUAAACCACGCAUGGUUGACGUUAGCGAACUGUUUGAUAACUCCGCGCCAGAUGAGCCACCCGCUCCACCAGUCGAGUAUAAAAAUGACAAUGUUAAGCGUGAAGUGGAGAGCAUAAAAGCGCAAGCACGUGGGCACUUCAGACAGAUGCGCAUGAAUGCUUCAACGGCAGCUGGAGCGGCAGCAACAACGACAGCACCUGUAAAGACGGCGAAGGGGCGUCGCAGUAGAUGAACGCCUUUGACUGACUCUUGACUAAGCAAUUGUAAUUUAGUUCAGCAAUGAAUUUUCUAUGUUAACAUAACUGCCGUGAGUGCUAACACUGUAAAUAGGUAUUUGACAAAUAUUUGUGUAAAUAGGUUGCUUCCGUAAAGUUGUAGAGUGCGGCAAAUUUAUUUCAAAUAGCGCAUUGUAAAAAGCGUAAACUCACCAAAAAAUUAUAUUUUAACAACGUUAACUUGCACACAAAUAUGCAAUCUUGUGCAUAAAAGUUUAUAUGUGUAAUGAUUACGGUUAUAAACAUUCGUUUAAGAAACCUACAAAUGUUAAGUUUCCAUAUUUUUAUUUAAAGGAGUAAUAAAGUCUUAAGCUAAAAAA